AUGGCGGCGUGGCCCCCUCGAAGUCUAGAGGAAUGUCGCUCCAACUCCCACGAUACCCUCCGAAGUGGCAUGCCCUCUCCGCGCAUCGAACAUUAUGACGGCGAGUCCCGCCGAGGUGAUCGUCGCAUGAGCCGUCUGCCCCCUUCCAGUGUCGCCCGCUCCCUUUCCCAUGGCCGACCGGGAUACUUCCGAGGACGCUCGAGCGAGGGCGAGGGUCAAACUCUCACUCGAAGACCAACGCAGAAGAACAUCGUUCCAGAGGUCGAGGAACCUAAAUACCGCCCAAUCUCAGAACACCCUCGAUUUAGUUCCGUCUCGCAUGCGAGUAGCAAUACCGAAGUCCAAGAUGAUCAUUCUACCCCUCGGAGUACAAUGCUACGAACCAGCAGCAGUGGAUAUGACAUCCCACGCGCAGAAUCCCCCGAGGAGGAUGCAUCGCUCGCCGGUGAUACUCCCCCCGUGGGGGUCGCCUUCACCAAUCCCUCACGCGAUAACUCGACCGACUCGGUGUCUUCGUCACGACUUCACAUCCCUCGAACCUUGGCUCCACCCCAUUCCCCGAACUCGCGGCCUUCCAGUAGUACACGGGUCGGUCACCCGGAGAGAGAGAGCUCGGAUGAUGAUUAUAGCAGCUCCAAUGCGGGCUCUACUUUCUCGAAGCCGCGAAAGCUGUCUUCUGGAAGUGCUGUCUCGCUGCCAUAUUCACCCAUGUCCACGUUCCCUGCUCGGGUACACCCUCGAUCGCCCUCUUUGAGCUCCGAAACCUCAAAUAGUUAUCUGCCCCGGCCGUCGUUCAACUUCUCCCGUCCUCUCAGUCGAUCAAGCACCAGUCUCUCUGCCCCUGGUCCGUCAGCUACCUCAGAACCAACGUCAGUCCCUCAGGGCCACCAGCCAAGGCAUAUGCACCGCUCUAGCAAGCCAACGCCGAUCCUUCUGCCCUUGGCUACGGAUGCGAUGGGAAAUCCAAUCGAAGGCGAACCGUCGUCUGCUGUCUCUUCGUAUACAUAUGCUAAGUAUGAUCUCCCGCGAGGACGGGGUUUGUCCAGAGACUCGGUGAUUUUUGCAGGCUUGCAAACACCGCAUUUUGAGUGGAACGAGCCCUUGUUCGAAAAUUCUCCGCCUCGCCAUUCGGAAGAGAUACCGCGCCUCGCUCGCACUCCACCCCCUACCGCGCGUCGGGAGGUGGAAAACUCGCCCAAGCCCCGUUCAAUGCACGAAGUGCCUGCUACGCAAAUCAAACAAGCUCCCCCUGUUCUGGCCUCGCCGCCAAGACCCCCACCGGCACCAGCAGCAGUCGCCCCGCCAGUUACUCCGCCCCGGCGGUCCGCGGAGGAGGUCGCUAAGUCGAAGAGCAAUGAAAAGGAUGAUACUAUUUCAUCUGCCGAUUCGGCAAGCACUACACGCCCACAGACCGCCAAUACCCAGGCCAGCCCGGCCACUCUCACAGCCGACGACCAUGUUUCAAUGGGUAUCGAUCUGCAUGAAAAGGGAUCCUUGAACGAAUCCACCUAUCAUAUGCGGAUAGCUGCGAAGCAAAACCACCCUACCGGUAUGCUGCUCUACGCCUUGGCUUGCCGUCAUGGCUGGGGUAUGCGAUCCAACCAACAAGAAGGAGUGCGAUGGUUACGCAAGGCCGUGGACUCGGUUGGAUUGGAAAUGCUGGAGAAUCCCGAUGCCCCUGGCGCAUCCAAAGCCAAGGAGCUACAGAAGGCGUAUCGGGCCCAAUUUGCUCUGAGCAUCUAUGAACUUGGCGUCAGCUAUCUCAAUGGCUGGGGUAUUCACCAGGAUAAAGGCCUGGCCCUUCGUUGCUUCGAGAUCGCCGGACAAUGGGGUGAUGUCGAUGCCAUGGCUGAGGCUGGAUUCUGCUAUGCAGAGGGUGUAGGCUGCAAGAAGGAUAUGAAGAAAGCAGCACGGUUCUACCGCCAGGCCGAGGAUAACGGCAUGAGCAUGGUUGGAAAUAGUUGGAUCUACAAGGACAAAUAUAUGGCCGAAGACAAAUCCAACGGCCGCUCCCGUGGGCGCACUGUUAGCAGCGACAAGAAGCCGCGCAGUAAAUCACGGACCCGCAGCAUCUUCCAGCGGAAGAAGUCUGCGGCAGAGGCAUAG
Molecule: messenger RNA, 2106 nt
Organism: Penicillium cosmopolitanum
Lineage: Eukaryota; Fungi; Ascomycota; Eurotiomycetes; Eurotiales; Aspergillaceae
Product: tetratricopeptide repeat protein
Exons: 3
Coding region: 1-2106 (701 amino acids)
Molecular function (GO): protein binding
Source: RefSeq, a predicted model, not a curated record